This is a messenger RNA of Aphanomyces invadans, 756 nucleotides long. RefSeq lists its product as hypothetical. Lineage: Eukaryota; Oomycota; Saprolegniomycetes; Saprolegniales; Verrucalvaceae. The record is from RefSeq and is a predicted model, not a curated record. The transcript has a single exon. Bases 199 to 615 code for a protein of 138 amino acids.
GCAGUCGUAAUUGGAUAUGCCGCAGCGAUCAUGGCGCAGGAAAGUCUCCGAUUGCAGGAUAUCUGACACUUUUUUAAAUACAGCUAGACUAGGUUGAUCUGGCGUUCAUUCAGCAGUAGAACAAGCCUGGGCGGCAGCAUUCCGCUCGGCUAAGGCGCGGUGGAAGGCCGACGUGAUGGCAUAAAACCCAAGGUGUUGAUGGGAAUUCUUGGUCCGUUUCCACUCCCGGUUUUGCAGGCGGUCGAGCUCGCCUUCAAGACGGCUGCUGAGAAUGACCAGCGCAGUGCUCGCUGCGUCGCCAUCAGCGACUCCGUCCGCCGCCUCUUCGUCCGUGGAUGGAAAUCGUGCGCGCUUGGCAAUGCGCGUGGUGUGGAUGGGAGAACCAAGGGGAGUGGGCGGGAUCAUAAACUUGGCAUCGCGUUUCUCCGCUGCGACUUGCAGCGACGACAAGCACAGGUCAAAUGCCGCCAACGCCGACACGUCAGCAACAUCCAGUGCUGUCGACCGCAUCAUGCUGCCGCGGCUUCGCUUGACCUUUUUCUUCUUGAAAUGAUCGACCAAGCUCAUGGGGUCACUGGUGCGUGGAGGCGAAAAGACACACACACACACGAGUGAAUCGAUUACAACAACGACGGCAGCUAAGCUAGCACAGACACGAACACAAGGACCAAUUGGAGGGUGCCCUGUGAAUCGCGCGGCAAGAAGGCAGUACGCGGUCGUGUCGGCCAACGGAGGACGACGUGCGCACUGCACUGC